UUUGAAUUCAGUCAGUUCAGUUCAGUUCAGUUUGAGUUUAAAACUUGUUUAGAUUUCAUUUCAAUUCAGUAAUGUAAAUGUAAUAUUUAAUAAUUUAGGUUUAGGCUAGACAAAUAUGAAAGAAUUUACAACGAAAGUGAACUGUCGGAAAAUGAUUCCAAGGAUCAUUUUUCCAUUGGAUAUAUUUUCUGUCGGUUAUUAAAAUAAUUCUGACGAAUGCAGUUUUUAAAAUUAUGUCGGUAGUAUUUCUAUUAGAAACAGCCAAAUUAUUAUCAUAACAUUUAUUAGACCAGUUUUGGAGGUUAAGUUUAUAAAUGUAUACUAUACGACAAGAAUCAAUUCUAUCUUAACAGAUUCCGUUUGACUGUUAAUGUAGAGAAUGCAACAGGUAUGUGAAUUUAAAUCCAAAAAGGUGAUGUAGGCUAUCAUUGUUUAAUUUAUUUUACAUUUCCGGCUGCAGUUUAAUAAGAGGCCAUCACCACAAUAGAAUCAUAGCGAAGUACCACAAUGUGUGAUACACCAGUUCGGCAUGAUGAAGUUCCCUUCACGAGAACCAGCCUUCGUUCCAGGGUACUGAUCGCAGCUGGUAAUAACAGAGCAGCAAAAGAGAAAUUAAUAAGUGCUACUGCUAUACCAGAACGGAAGGAAAACAGAAUAAGAAAAAUUCACUCGCUAGUAGAACCAAAGGAGCAAAUCUGUGUUGCAGUAGAGAAGGAUGAAGAUAUGAAUUCAGUAGCAGGCAGUAAUGCAUCUCUAAUUGCAAUGGAUCAAAAUGACAUUGAGUUGGCAACUCCAUGUGAUAAUAUUAGACCACUUAGGCCAAAAACUAUUCACAUGGAGGAGGAAAGUGUUAUGGAUUUCCAAAAACACUCUACUCCAAGAGCAAAAUUCCCAGUGAGAGCUGUGUCUUCCACACCCAACCAAGAGACAUUCAAUGGCAGUAAAUUGGCAAGAAAUGUUGCUACACAGACAAAAUUUACCCUAAGUACUAGAGAUAAAGAAGAACUGAGUGAUGAUUUGAAAUCUUUCUGUAGUAACAUGGAGGUAUCAUUGGAAAAGAAUAAUCAGAUUUCAGAUUCCUCUCCAAAUUCUUGUGCUAUGUCAGUAUCCGAUUCCUCAUCUCCCUUAAGAAAUUUUUGCUCAAGUAGAUUGGUAAAUGAAAAGACACCAGUAUGGAAAAACCAAAGAAAAUUAAGUCUACGUUCCAAAACAAUGAUUUGUUCAGCAAUUGAAAAAACAAAAGACAAGCCCAGUAAUAUUUUUACAAGGCACAAAAGUGUAGAAGAAAGAAGUUUAUUUUCAAACACAUUUUCACUGAUGCCACAACUGCGAACACCUCCACAGUGCACUGAAAAAGUACUUCACAAUCCAUUUGAAAAAGGCCUCACUGAAAGACUUGGAAAAUCGGUGUUUAGCCCAAAUGUGUUUGAAAAUGUUAUGAGUCCUAGCGAGGACUCAGAGUAUCUUCGGUGGACGAUAGAAGAUAUAUCUUCCAUAAACCCUGUACCUAUUGAAGAAGACUUUACUCUUCCAUCAGAUGAUGAAGAUCCAGAAAGAGAAAGUCAGGUACAACAAGAAAUAGAAAGAUAUUUUUCAGAAACGCACAAUGUAUUAAGUCCACAUGAUGUGUCCACUCCAUCAAAGUCUCAGAAAAUGAAAGAAAAGAAAGUUCAUGUGGGAGCCACAGCAUCUACACCUCAGAAGAUCAUCAGAGACACUGUGAAAGAAUUGACGAGUGCCAGCAUUCAGACUGAUCUGAUAUUACCUGAAAUCCUCCCAGACAAGUUAGAAGAUAGUUUAAAAUCUUAUUUUAAGAUCUUUCAAGAUGAUGAUUUUAAUUUAAGUGCAUCAAAUUUACGUAGAAAAUUAUUUUUCCACUCUGAAGAUGAACCUCCCUCUCCUGUGAGGUUUGAGUUUUGUUCAAGUCCAGUGACGUCUGGCCAGUGGCAAAAUGAGCAUUCACCAUUUGCAUCUUCCAAGAAUGAAAGACAUUUUACUCCAGUUACUCGCCAUGAAGAUCUCUCGUCACCAGAAAUUUCUCCAGUUGUUGAUGAAUCCAUGAGUAUCAGAAUGAAGAAUAAUUCAUUAUCAAAUUGUAAAAAGACUCUGCAUUAUUACUUCAAUGGAGACUUGAAUACCCACAUUACAAAGGGCAGUUCGUGUGGAGAACCUGUAGUUAACUCGACGGUCAUUAUGAACACUGUAGACUCGGACCGGCCUUGUGACAUGACCUUGGAUUGUAGUAUAGGAGCGUCAUCUGUAUUGCCCUCCAGUCAAGACACAGGCUACCAGACCGAGGACAGUUGUCCCUACCAUCACAGCCCACACAAACUGCUCUCAGCAUCCACCCCAACCCGCCGAUAACAUUACAAUUAUCUUGUAAUUAGAGAUAAGCUGAGUUGUUAACUUUUCAGAAAGUUUUUCUUUCUUAAUAUAAAUGAAACUAGUUCAAAUGUUAAAAACAGAAUGUAAAAGUGUUUUAUCACAUUUAGUGUUAUCAUUUCUUUUCAAUUAUACUCAAUCACGCUCAAUUGAGAAUCAAUGUUUGUUAUGAUCAUUUGUUGUCUCACUAGUUAUUAAAUUAUUGUCUUAAUCUUAUAAGUUAUUAUGUAUUAUUUGUUAUUUAGUUAUAUAGGCUUACUGACAGGAGUUCAUGUUAUGUGAAAGGACUGACAAUUUAGAUUUCGCGAUUACUUGAUAGGGUGUGAAUUAGUUUUCAAUUAACACAAAAUGGAUUCAAUUUAUUUCACAAUUUUAUUAACAAUGUGCUGUAAACAUAGAAAUUUAAAUGUUAUUUAUUGAAAAUUUAUAUGAUGACUAAAGAUAUGUUAAAACCAUGAGCAGCUGAUUGCCAGCAUUAUAUCAGCCUUCUUUGUAGGGAUGUUUUACAAACAUGUUAAAAAAUUAAUAGAGGGAAACACAUUAUUAUUUUGUCCUUGAAAAUGUUAAGUUUAACAUAAGACUGAACAGUAAUAUUUUAAGAACAAAGCUGCCAUU
Molecule: messenger RNA, 2997 nt
Organism: Homalodisca vitripennis (glassy-winged sharpshooter)
Lineage: Eukaryota; Metazoa; Arthropoda; Insecta; Hemiptera; Cicadellidae
Gene: bora
Exons: 14
Coding region: 508-2364 (618 amino acids)
Biological process (GO): regulation of mitotic nuclear division; regulation of mitotic spindle organization; activation of protein kinase activity
Cellular component (GO): cytoplasm; nucleus
Molecular function (GO): protein kinase binding
Source: RefSeq, a predicted model, not a curated record